AGCGAGCCUCCGUGCUCGGCUUUCUGUUCCUCAAGCCCGUCAGCCCUGCCUCUCUCUCCUCUCUAGACGAGGCAGGAUUGUAGCUCACUAUAUAACUCGCAGAGAUCAUCUUCCAGAAUGUCGGGCGUACAGGUGUGAAAUACCACUUCUUUCUCUCUCCUCCUCCAUUUCAUUUCAUGUAUCCAUUUCUAGCUCCAUGGCUUUGUCUUUAUUAUCAUUUCUAAGCAUGAAUAACAAAAUAUUCUACUCAAUAAGAUUUUAUUCUAUUUCUCCUCCUCCUUCUUGUAAAUGCAGAGAUUCCAACAUUUCUUCUUUUUUCCGUAACGGUGCCUCACAGCUCCCUUAAGGAGACACUUGAGGGCUUGUAGGCCCGCGUUUGCUGUUUUGUGCAUGCCUGACCAGACUUAGAAAGGGGUGUGGACGGGCACUGUUGUAACAUGGGCUGAGAAUUACCCUGCGAGGGAGAUAACGAGCGCUCUAGGUCGGAAAGAACUGAUGGAGACCAGGGCGCUUGCAGAGCCCAUAGCUACCCCCUUGACCGUUUAUCUCCCAGCCUGAAGCUCCUGGCAGAUCCCAUCAGCAGCCGGUUGCCCCAGCAAGGUUGGAGAUGGCAGUUUCUCCCAACCCCUGCCUCUUGGAGUGUCUGCUCACGCUCAUGGUCCUGCAGCUGCCCACGCUGGAUUCAGCUCCCUUCGAUGUGACCGCACCUCAGGAGCCAGUGCUGGCCCUAGUGGGCUCAGAUGCGGAGCUGACCUGUCGCUUCUCCCCAAACGCGAGCUCGGAGCCCAUGGAGCUGCGGUGGUUUCGACAGACCAGGUCGCCAGCGGUGCUUCUUUACCGGGCUGGCCAGGAGCAGGAGGACCAGCAGAUGGCCGAGUACCGCGGGAGGGCCACGCUGGUGACCGACGGGCUCCCGGAGGGCCGCGCUACCCUGCGGAUCCGGGGUGUCAGGGUCUCGGACCAGGGGGAGUACCGGUGCUUUUUCAGAGACAACGACAGCUCCGAGGAGGCCGCUGCGCAUCUCAAAGUGGCUGCUCUGGGCUCCGAUCCUCACAUCAGUGUGGGAGUUAAAGAGAAUGGACAGAUCCAACUGAAAUGCACCUCCUCGGGGUGGUUCCCAGAGCCAGAAGUGCAGUGGAGAACUCCCUCAGGAGACAGAAUUCCAGUCACAGCAGAGUCCGGGAAUCGUGACGAGGAAGGCCUGUUCACUGUGGCAGCUUCAGUGAUCAUCACAGACAGCUCCAUAAUGAAUGCGUCCUGCUGCAUCCAGAAUCUCCUCCUUGGCCAGGAGAAGGAAGUAGAGAUCUCUGUACCAGCUCCCUUUGUGCCAAGGCUGACUCCUUGGAUAGUAGCUGUGGCUAUCGUCAUACUGGCCCUAGGAUUUCUCACCAUUGCGUCCAUAUUUUUCACUUGGAGACUAUACAAGGAAAGAGCCAGAGAGCGGAAGAGUGAAUUUGGCUCUAAAGAGAGACUUCUGGAAGAACUCAGAUGCAAAAAGACCGCACUGCAUGAAGUUGACGUGACUCUGGAUCCAGACACAGCCCACCCUCAUCUCUUUCUCUAUGAAGAUUCAAAAUCAGUUCGCUUGGAAGAUUCGCGUCAGAUCCUGCCUGAUAGACCAGAGAGAUUUGACUCCUGGCCCUGUGUGUUAGGCCGAGAGACCUUCACUUCAGGGAGACAUUACUGGGAGGUGGAGGUGGGAGACAGAACUGACUGGGCCAUUGGCGUGUGUAGGGAGGAUGUGGUGAAGAAAGGGUUUGACCCCAUGACUCCUGACAAUGGGUUCUGGGCCGUGGAGUUAUAUGGAAACGGGUACUGGGCCCUCACCCCACUCCGCACCCCUCUGCGGUUAGCAGGACCUCCUCGCCGGGUUGGGGUUUUUCUGGACUAUGAAUCAGGAGACAUUUCCUUCUACAACAUGAGCGACGGAUCGCUUAUCUAUACGUUCCCCAGCACCUCUUUCUCGGGCCCCCUCCGCCCCUUCUUUUGCCUGUGGUCCUGCGGUAAAAAGCCCCUGACCAUCUGUCCAGCUGCCAACGGGCCUGAGAAAAUCACGGUCACUGCUGAGGUCCAGGACACCAUUCCCCUGUCCCCGCUAGGGGAAGGCCCUGCUUCUGGAGAAGCAGAUACCCUCCGUUCUAAACUGAUCCCUUUCUCACCUAGCCAAGCGGCACCUUAACGGCUGUUCCAGCUCCACCAUUUCCUUCCCUUUGACUACUUCCUCACUAUGAAGCUUCAGUCGCCAGUUUCCUGGGGUCCUCUUUCUUGCUGGGGUCCUCUUUCUUGCU
This is a messenger RNA of Peromyscus maniculatus bairdii (prairie deer mouse), 2288 nucleotides long. The record is from RefSeq and is a predicted model, not a curated record. Lineage: Eukaryota; Metazoa; Chordata; Mammalia; Rodentia; Cricetidae.